UUGGGAUUGAUUACUUGCACCACUGGUAGAUGUAAAGUUUAUCUGUGUGGUUUGGCUUUUGAGUAGUAAUAUACUCUUAGGUUCAAUCUCUGUUCUUUCAUUUCCGAUAUCUUAGCAGUAGAUUACCCUGUACGUUUGCUGUACUUUUAGUGCGGAGGAUCUUUGUUAAGAAAUGGACCAAGGGGCCGGAGAGGUCGCCACCCAUUGAACACAAAAGUGUAGGCGUCUUAGCCUCUCAAACCUGAAAUUCACGUUAGGUAUGACUUUCAGGACAGGCUCCAGGUCAAGCUGUGGUAAAACACGAUGGGCUACCAUUUACUGCUGUUGGUAAUUCAAGCUGUGAUUCCCUGGUACAAUUCCUCGAUUCAAAGCUCCUAACAAUCAAGCCAAACUAUUCGACAUAGAACGAAUGGCAGAUCAGCGAACGAGACAUGCAGAGAAAAGAGAUGGAGGUGUUAGGAAUGAUCGUCGAGUGAAUACUGACCCAAGGACUCGAACUCAUGGUAAACAAUUCUUCGGAAAAGGUCGUGUUUUUAGCACUUCAUCCGAAGACGGAAGUGGACUGUCAAGUCAAACCUUUCUUGUUAUACGAGAAGCUCAGGAAAGCCCAGAUGAUAACGGAACUCAUUGUACCUGUCUCUCUGUUUCACCGUUGAGAAAAGACUUGGAUUUUUCAGAAUGUGGAGUUCUCCAUGCCAACUCUACCUCGCCUCCAUCUAUCAAGGGAGUCAAAUUCAAACCACUCCAAGUCGUUGUUUCGAGGGGUGUCAGAUUUGAUGCGCCAAUGCUGGUCAAUUAUAUUAAAAUGUUUAAUGUGGAUACUAAUUCCCAAGUGAACGAUAUUGGAAAAUUGCGACCGGAAUCAUUGCAGGAUUCUAUGGAUAAUUUUAAAGAAUCUUUGUUCGAUUCGCCGCCAAUGGAUAAAGAUGGGAGAAAUAAUAAACAGGGGAGAAGAAAGGGUAAGAGUGAGGAAAUGAGUAACAAACCACCGCAUGGACAUCGAGAUCAAAGCAAACCACAUUCCAAGGGACAGAUAGCACCUAAUACACGCUCUGGAGCUACAAAUGCAUCAGGUUCUGGUUCUGGCACCGUAUCUAAUGGAGCAGGGACGGAAAAUACAAAUAAAAGGCCUAAACUACGUAAUCUCGAAGUACCGCAACAUACGAAAAGACAAAAGCCAAAAGGACCAUCUUCUUAUGAUUCAGAUGGAUGGGAAGACGGUUUAAAUUCACCAACAAGAACAAGGGCUGCGGAAAACAAGAAACUACAGGAUACUAGGAAUCAUCAACGCAAGCCGGCUCUUCCUCCAGUAGAUCAAAUUCGUGGCACAAAGGAUCGUCAUGGAAAAGAAAUGCCAGCAAAGCGAGCAGAAGAAGAAGUUCUUAAGGGUCCUUCACAUGCAGAUAUGCCACGUAGUAGAGGAGACGAAAGGACAGGUAGACCAGCGAUAACGUCGCAACCACAUUCGCCUACUAAGCGGAAUCUUAAUCAUCGCCGGGAUGGCGAGGGUGUUCACAAACCUUCUGGAGUUCCUGGUUCUACUCACCUUCCCGUUGAUGAUGGCUCUGAUAGAGGCAGACAGCGGGAGAAAAAUCCAGGAGCUUCAAGGAAUAUGGUACCAUCACGAAGGGAGGAUGCUCUGAGGAAGAAAAAUGAUCAUUUACGGAAAGAUGAUGGCCAAACUGCGAACUCUGGAUCUCAUCCUCAAUCCACUGAUACAGCAGUUCAUGAUGGAAAACAAGGUUAUGGAUCGGAAAGAGAAGAUAGUGACGGAGUAGAUGGGAGACGUGGUCACAAAGCAAGAGCUCCAUCAUCUGAUACCAGACGUGACCUCCUACCUCCAACAAGACGAAGAGACAUACCACAGAAUGGAACUUCUUUAAAUGGAGCUCCUUCUGAUGGGAACCGUGAUAAGACAGAAAAUAUCAAAAAUGAGCAUCCCAUACCUGGCAACGACAAUAUCGGACGACCAUCAGAUAUUAGAGCAAAACCCGAUCCCCGUUCCAUGGCUACCGAAACAAGCCUGCCUAACAAAGCUCGACCUGACGAAAUACCUGGACGUCACAGGAAAGGAAAUCCAACAACUAGUAGUGGGAAACCUGGACAAGCACCUAAUCACAGAUCUCAGAUGACCAAUAAUCCCGCGGCAUCCAGUCCACGUGGGCGUGAAAACACAAAGUCUGAUACAGGUGAUCCCCAGCCAAUGCGAUCUUUGGGAAACAAUGCUCCUUAUCGAGAAGAACCUGGAAGAUCUAAUGAUAAUGAGCAGCGUUCGGUUUCUCCUAGAGAUUUUGCACAACAGGGUGGUUCUUCGAGAUUAUCGGGGGGUGGUACUGGUGGAGGUGUAGCUUCAAGGUCGCCUCCGCACCUACCUUCUCGAGGUGGAGGAUUACCGCCUGGUAGGGGUCCACCGUCAAGUGGGAGGGGGCCAUCACCAAAUGAGAGAGAAACAUCUGGUAGGGAUGCUUCUCCUGGUAGAAAUCCGCCGCCGCUGGAUACUCCUGGAUCCAGAUCUCCGGGCGGUGAUUAUUCACCCACGGGUAGUUUAUCACCUAUGAGAGAGGAAUCUCCGGUUGGUGGAUCACGUGGUUCAUCGUCGGCUAUGCCAGAUGAUCAUGACUCACCUCGUGGUUCAUCAGGUAGUCUGUCACCGGGUAAUUCAAUGGCUGGUAAUUCACCAGGUGGCUCACUAGGAGGAUUUCCCGAAGGGCCACCUAAUGAAUCUAAAGAUAGCCUCCAAGAUUCCCCAUUGGGCUCUGAGAUGGGAUCUCCAAUAGAUUCACCUGUAGAUUCUAUGGCAGGUGGAUCCCCUCUUGAUUCAACCCAGGAACAAUCUCCAAUAGAAGAUUCUUCAUAUCGCUCACCAAUGGGUAGCGAACCGCCAAGUCCUUCAAUGACAGAAAGAUCACGAUCUUUAAGUCCUCCACCUCGCGGAAGAUCUCAACCUGGAGAAUUUUCGCCAGGGUCAGCGUCUCCUCGGAAUCCUAGUCCUGGAGGUGAACCCGGACAAGAUACAGGAGGUGUCAGAAGACGAGGGCCAAAAAGCGAGUCGGGAGCGCAGAUCAAUGAAGAACAAUCAUCUAAUCAAGAAGUUGAUAAUGGGGAACCUUAUUUAAAUGAUGAUGGAUGUUGUGGUAAUGGUUUCUUUGCCUGGUGUAAAAGUGUUUUGGAUUGGUUUAAUGGGGUUGGUCAGGAAGAGUGGAUUCAAAUGGAUGAUCAGAAGGAUAAGGGGGAAAGUCGGGAGAAUUCUGAGGCGAGUCAUGGGCCGGAUAAUGAGGAUUCGUGUUCGGUUGCUGGUGGUUUGGAUAUGGGGAGUUCUUUAUCGGGGAAGAAUCCGUUUGGCGAUGGAGAGGAUGAUGAUGAGAGUACUGUGGUUGAUGAUGAUGGGGGAGAUGGUGGUGAUGAUUUGAAUGGUGAUAGUGAUAGUGAUGAUGGGAAUGGCUCUGAUCAAGAAGAUUCCGAUGAUGAUACUUAUUCGGAUUCCGAUGUAGAAUCAAAUGAUGAAAUUGAAGAUGAAGGAGAAUCCGGGGAUUCUUCAGCCGCAAGCUCGAGGCGCUCAUCCACAGCCGUAGCUUCAGAGCUCGAGCUUGAUCAUCAAGAUUCUGUUCGUCAAUCUUCUGAUGAUAAUCAAACUGAAAAUACACCACAAAGUAACUAUCCUACACAUAAUCAACAUAUACAAACACCACAAGAUACCUAUAGUUAUGCGCCUAACGACGAUCGCUCAUACAUGGGUCAACACAACUACCCAUUUCAAAAUACUUACACCACAAAUCCAAACACUAACAACAUUGACAUCCCACCCCAAGAACUAGAAACCGCCUACCCAACCACGCACUUCCCCAAAACCAGCACAAACCCCUCCCCCCAAAUUCCCCCAAACACAGCCGAACUAGCAACAGACAACAACGACCCACAUCCGCCACCCUAUACACACAUCCCCUCCACCCCACAUCAAUUAUCCCGACCACGCUCCACGCGCUUCGAGCUCGCUUCUGAGCGCGACCCCGUUGAACUAGAUGUUCCAUCUAUUGUUCCCGCAAUGGUAACUACACGCGGAAAAUCCGAACUUUUUCUUCCGCCUUCGUUGACUCCUGGUUUGGUUACUCCUAAUUAUGGCGCUUUUUCGUCUUUUUCCGCGAGGACGCCGCGGGGUUUAGAUCCCUAUUAUGUGAAUUCUUCUCCUCCACUGCCACGUUCGGGGAGUGGAACUGGAACUUCGUCUCAGAAUCAAGAUAGGGUUACACCUUAUCAUUAUCAGCCGCAAAUGCAAAUGCAGCCGGCGUUAAGAGAACCGAUGAAUUAUCCGUCUUCGCAGAUGGUUCCGGUAGAUGGUUCAGCGCUUGUACAUUUUUAUCCUCGUGCUCCGAAAUAUGAUGAGAGGAAUAUAAAUGCCGAGAGUGGUGAGAGUGAGAGCGAGAGUGAUGAUGACAGCGAUGAAGACAGCGAUCUUGAUAGUGGAUUUGGAACGUAUGAUGAUGAUUUAGUUGGGAGACGGGAUGAAUUUGAUUCGGCUCAUUAUGGUGGACCUGCCUGUUCGAGUGGUCUGGGUUCUUUACCCGGGAGUGUUGAUGUAUCUGCUUCUACUCAUAGUCAUACUCAUACUUCUGCUUCUGCUGGUGUUCCUGUGAGAGAUGGAUAUUAUGGUAAGGAUAAUACUCCAAAUGUAAAUGCAAAUGCAUAUAAUGGAUAUACUGAGUAUAAUCACACACCUCCACCUCUCAAACAAUACAGAAGACCUCCACAUCCCGGAUUUUUGUCUUCAGCUUCUUCGGCUUCUCCAGCUCCUUCGCAUUCGAUAUAUAAUACGUAUCAUGGACAGAGAGGAAUGGAAAUGCCGGAUAAGUCGGGUGUAGAACAGGUUGCGGGAUCUAGAUCUAAGCGAGAGGGAUAUGGAAAAAAUGUAAGAUUGCCUCGUUUGGACGGGAAAGCUGGGGAAGAUACUAGGGGAGUUUGGAAAGGAGAUGGAGAAGAGAGAAGGGAAAGAGGAGGAAAGGGGAGAAUUGAAAAGAUAGAUUCAUUGUAGAUCUGUCACCUUGGAUGAUCCCAUGAUGGUGGGAAGGGGAUCUGAUUUCGGGAGGGUUGAGGGGAGGUGGACAGAGAGGGGAACAUAUGCCAGGAGGGUGAGAGUGA
Messenger RNA from Sclerotinia trifoliorum, 5133 nucleotides. The record is from the annotation of a GenBank genome assembly. NCBI's taxonomy places the organism in Eukaryota, Fungi, Ascomycota, Leotiomycetes, Helotiales, Sclerotiniaceae.